CCGGCCGCCGCCUGUGACGAAGAUGCCACCGCUGUGCCGGCGUCCGGGCCGCCGCGUCCUUCUUCUCCUACUGGCCAUGCUGCUGCCCUCGUCACCCCCGGCCCGCGCCCCCGCGCCCCCGGGCCCCGCCGCCGCCCUACUCCAGGCUCUCGGGUUUCCCGACGUGCCCCGGGGCGCCCCCAAGUCCCGGCCCGUACCCCCUGUCAUGUGGCGCCUGUUCCGCCGCCGGGACCACCAGGAGGCCAGGGCGGGCCCUCGGAGGACGCCCCUGGGGGCUACCCUGCGGCCGUGCCACGUGGAGGAGCUGGGGGUCGCCGGAAACAUCGUGCGCCACGUCCCGGACCGCGGCGCAGCCGCCCGGCCCCCGGAGCCCCCCUCAGCUGCGGGACUGUGCCCUGAGUGGACCGUCGUCUUCGACCUGUCGGCCGUGGAGCCAGCCGAGCGCCCGAGCCAGGCCCGCCUGGAGCUGCGCUUCGCGGCUGCAGAGGCGACGGCGGGGACGGCGGGCGGCUGGGAGCUGAGCGUGGCGCCGGUGGGCGCGGGCCCCGGGCAGGUGGUACUCCGCCAGGCGGUGCCCGCCCUGGGAAUGCCGGUGCGCGCCGAGCUGCUGGGCGCCGCCUGGGCCCGCAACGCCUCGGCGCCGCGCAGCCUCCGCCUGACGCUGGCGCUGCGUUCCCGGGCCCCCGCCGCCUGCGCGAGCCUGGCCGAGGCCUCGCUGCUGCUGGUGACCCUCGACCCGCGCCUGUGCCACCCCCUGGCCCGGCCGCGGCGCGAGGCCGAGCCCGCAGUGGGCGGCGGCCCCGGGGGCGCGUGUCGCGCGCGGCGGCUCUACGUGAGCUUCCGCGAGGUGGGCUGGCACCGCUGGGUCAUCGCGCCACGCGGCUUCCUGGCCAACUACUGCCAGGGCAAGUGCGGGCUGCCCGCCGCGCUGUCCGAACCCGGCGGGACGCCCGCGCUCAACCACGCGGUGCUGCGCGCGCUCAUGCACGCGGCCGCCCCUAGCGCCGCCGCCGGCCUGCCCUGCUGCGUGCCCGCGCGCCUGUCGCCCAUCUCCGUGCUCUUCUUCGACAACAGCGACAACGUGGUACUGCGGCACUACGAAGACAUGGUGGUGGAUGAGUGCGGCUGCCGCUGACCGGGGGCUGGCGGGAG
Eubalaena glacialis (North Atlantic right whale) is the source of this 1152-nucleotide messenger RNA. It is a transcript of the gene GDF1, whose product is annotated as growth differentiation factor 1. The record is from RefSeq and is a predicted model, not a curated record. Lineage: Eukaryota; Metazoa; Chordata; Mammalia; Artiodactyla; Balaenidae. Gene Ontology annotation, cellular component: extracellular region. The transcript has 2 exons. Gene Ontology annotation, biological process: BMP signaling pathway; SMAD protein signal transduction. Gene Ontology annotation, molecular function: cytokine activity; growth factor activity. The coding region runs from base 23 to 1135 and encodes 370 amino acids.